AGGCGCAGGCGCCGGCACCCAGUAUAAAUGCCUCAGGUUGCCAUUCUCCCGCUCGCAGUGUGUGCUUGAUCGUUAGUGCAACCACAACCGUGCAAGGACUUACAAAGAUGUAUUCAAGGUGUUUAAUAGUGCUUGCGGCCGUCGGCAUGGCGAUGGGCCAAGAAUCCUUCAAAUGUCCCGAUGACUUCGGCUUCUACCCUCACCACGUGUCCUGCGACAAAUACUGGAAGUGCGACAACGGUGUCGCUGAGCUGAAGACUUGCGGCAACGGCCUCGCCUUCGACGCCACCGACUCCAAAUACCUCACCGAGAACUGCGAUUACCUGCACAACGUUGAGUGCGGAGAGAGGACACAGCUUGAGCCCCCGAUCUCCACGCCCCACUGCCAGCGGCUGUACGGCAUCUUCCCCGACGAGCAGAAGUGCGACGUGUUCUGGAACUGCUGGAACGGAGAGGCCUCUCGCUACCAAUGCAGCCCCGGACUCGCCUAUGACAGGGAGGCGCGCGUGUGCAUGUGGGCUGACCAGGUCCCUGAGUGCAAGAACGAGGAGGUCGCGGGAGGUUUCGCCUGCCCCGCCCCCGGUGAGGUGUCCAACGCGGGCUCCUUCAGCCGCCACGCUCACCCCGAAGACUGCCGCAAGUACUACAUCUGCCUCGAGGGCGUGGCCCGCGAGUACGGCUGCCCCAUCGGCACGGUGUUCAAGAUCGGAGACGCUGACGGCACCGGCAACUGUGAGGACCCCGAGGAUGUUCCCGGAUGCGAGGACUAUUACGGUGACGUGGACCUGAAAGCGCUGAAGAAGCUGGGAUUCUGAAUGAUGCGCAGCGGCUCCAAAGACAGACUGAAAUUUAACCCCUUCGACUUGUUAUGAUAUGCCUCUUCAGCAAGGUGACAGUCAUGGUUCUCUUAUAUUGGCUGUUAUGUUUUCAUAUAACAUCGUGUGAUAGGGACAACAUGCGAGCAGUUAGUGCAACUUAUCACGCUGUUCCUAGCACACGAUAUAUAAUAACAUUUGAUGACAACCAAUGUUGGUACACCUUUAGGUCGAUGGGCAUUUGAGGGUUUAAGAUAUUUGAGUACCUACUGUCAAAGUAAUCCCAUACUUCUUGCAUUAUACCCGGCAUAUACUUGAAUAUUGACGUCCGAGCUAAUAUUGAAAAAAGGCUGUUAAAAUCAUUGGCGGGGUGAUCUGUAAGUAAAUGAAUUAAAUCUAGAGAGAUUGUACACAUUGCCUUAUACUAAAGUAGGAAUUUUUAACUAUGAAUUCUGCCGUACCCAGUCAAUAAUUUAAUGUACUGCUUCGAUUUAAAUUUUAGACAUAUUUUAAUAGGUUCGCAUCGUUGAAAAGAAAGUCCCGUCUGUCUGAAGAGGCGCUCAAAGCAUUUUGUUUCCAAACGUAGUUUUAAGUGCGUAUACUCAUUUACAUAAAUUUUUUGACAAAAAUUUUAUCAUCUGGAAGAUUUAUAAUUGUUGCCAAAAAAUUGACUUGCAUUCUCAUGCUUUUGUUUCUGACGCUGAUGUCAGAAGCUUUUGUGGGAAUUUCAUUCAAAACCUUAUAAGUUUUCGAAUGAAAUUUGCACUAAAAGUACAGAUUUUAGUCAUAUCUUAGUUUACGGUUAGUUUAGGCUAGUUUUACAAGUGAAAUUGGUACUGUAAAUAAACUUUAUAUUUUCUAUAA
Messenger RNA from Leguminivora glycinivorella, 1679 nucleotides. It is a transcript of the gene Gasp, whose product is annotated as protein obstructor-E. NCBI's taxonomy places the organism in Eukaryota, Metazoa, Arthropoda, Insecta, Lepidoptera, Tortricidae. Gene Ontology annotation, molecular function: chitin binding. The transcript has 5 exons. The coding region runs from base 108 to 815 and encodes 235 amino acids. Gene Ontology annotation, cellular component: extracellular region. The record is from RefSeq and is a predicted model, not a curated record.